Rubroshorea leprosula is the source of this 1278-nucleotide messenger RNA. The record is from the annotation of a GenBank genome assembly. NCBI's taxonomy places the organism in Eukaryota, Viridiplantae, Streptophyta, Magnoliopsida, Malvales, Dipterocarpaceae.
GAUUGUGGGAAAGAUGGUGUUUCCCAACGAUCAUAGUUAACAGAAUGGGUGAUUUGCCGCUGCUCUUAAGUAGAGGGGCUCAAUUGAACCUUCUGCCCAUCAUGAUGAGGUAGAAGUCGUCUCACACCGUACAUUUAUUUUCUCUAAUCGGAGUACGUAAUAAUUAUUCAUUUUAUUGUUUCUCUGUGCACUGCGAUAUUAAUCAGGUAGGGAAAUAGCAUUGCAAUAUCUGGGAAAUGACACAUAUAAAUACCACAUUGCCUCUCUUGGAUUUCCAUAGAAAUUAAUUGCUUUCUGAUUCAGAAUUCAAUGGCUCGGUUUAUCUUUCUUUUCCUUGCCUUUCUCAUUCUGAUCACUAAUGUUACCAUUAUUAGCAUUUGCAAUGGCAACUCUAUUCAUGCGGUCUGCAUUGAGAGCGAGAAACAAGCCCUUUUGAAGUUCAAGCAAGGUAUCGUGGAUCGCACCAACCGAUUGGCCUUUUGGGUUUCCAAUGGAGAUUGUUGUAGAUGGACGGGAAUUGUCUGCGACAACAUGACUGGUCACGUCAUUGAACUCCACCUCAGAACUAAUCCUACAUGGGAGGUCGAUUAUGAGGUUGAUGAGGCUGAUGAGAGAUCAAUGCUGGGUGGUAAGAUAAGUCCUUCUCUGCUCCAUUUGAAGCAUUUGUGUUAUUUGGAUCUCAGCAACAAUGAUUUUGGAGGAAUUCACAUUCCCAAGUUUUUUUGGUUCUUUGGGAAGUUUACGAUCCCUUAACCUCUCCUAGGCAAAUUUUGGAGGGAAGGUUCCUCACCAUCUUGGGAAUCUCUUUAAUCUGAAAUACCUUAAUCUUGGGAAUAAUUAUUAUCACGUGUACGCUGAGAAUCUCCACUGGUUGUCUCGUCUUUCUUCAUUAGAGUCUCUUGAUUUGAGUUCUCUUUAUCCCAUUGCAAGUGUAAAUUUAUCAUCUCUUGUUACCCUUUCUCUUUCUCAAAAUUCUUUCCAAAAUUUGUCAGUGAUCAAUUGGGUUUUUGGUCUCAAGAACCUAAUUUCCCUUAAUCCAUGCGAUAAUGUUGUUGAGGGUCCAAUCCCUUAUGGUCUUUAUUUAAUUCAUAGAAGAUCAAAAUACAUAUAAUUUUGAAGUCAAAUAAAAAUGAAUUGAUAUAUACUUACCAUACAGAAAGUCAAACACACUUUUUGAUUACAUGUAGAGAUUAAGCAUCAUAAUCGUUAGAGACAGUUAGAGAUUUAAGGGGAGAUAGACCUGGUAAACGGGUGGCUUGGGUCGGAUUAAGGUCAAGU